AGCCCCAGCGCGCCUGCGCGGAGCGGCCCUGCGCGCUGUGAGGCUGUGGCGGGGGAAGGCACCGGUGGGGCCGACGGGCGGGUUGAAGGAGGGAAGCGGGCGAGCGAAGUCCCAGUGCGCGCCGCGGCGGCACGGGUACCCUCCCCUUCCGGGCGUGAGGCGCUGUGAGGAAAGCUGAAGCGAGCGGACUCGCACCGGCAGCGAGGCGCCGCUACCGCCGCCACAGCCCAGCCUCCCUCGGCUUCGGCGCUCCCGUCGUGGGGGCCCGGGUUCCUCAGCACACCCAGCUCCAGCAGCUCCGGAGCCUGUGCCCAGUUCUUCGGAAGCCCCGGCGCCAGCCCGGGCCCUUGGCGGGGAGGAUGACGGAGCUGCAGUCGGCACUGCUACUGCGAAGACAGCUGGCAGAGCUCAACAAAAAUCCAGUGGAAGGCUUUUCAGCAGGUUUAAUAGAUGACAAUGAUCUCUACCGAUGGGAAGUGCUUAUUAUUGGCCCUCCGGAUACACUUUAUGAAGGUGGUGUUUUUAAAGCUCAUCUCACUUUCCCAAAAGAUUAUCCUCUUCGGCCUCCUAAAAUGAAAUUCAUUACCGAAAUCUGGCAUCCAAAUGUUGAUAAAAAUGGUGAUGUAUGCAUUUCUAUUCUUCACGAACCUGGAGAAGAUAAAUAUGGUUAUGAAAAGCCCGAGGAGCGCUGGCUGCCUAUUCACACGGUGGAAACCAUCAUGAUUAGUGUCAUUUCUAUGCUGGCAGACCCCAAUGGAGACUCACCUGCUAAUGUUGAUGCUGCGAAAGAAUGGAGGGAAGACAGAAAUGGAGAAUUCAAAAGGAAAGUUGCCCGCUGUGUAAGAAAAAGCCAAGAGACUGCUUUUGAGUGACAUUUAUUCAACAGCUGUAACUUCACUUAUUUCAGGGUCUCCAAUUGAGAAACAUGGCACUGUUUUUCCUGCACUCUACCCACCUAUUGCUGGACUUCUGUUGUAACAAGUUGGCAAACACUGGCUGGAACUGGGCUGCAAUAAAACAUGCCAGUAUCAAUGCUGACAAGAGCCUAACAAGUGCCAACUUACAGAUGAUUACGCAUUUUGAAUUCUAAUGAACUGUUUUAACCUUCAGGAAGAAUUGUAAAGACCUGUACAUAGCACAACAUGAUCCGGAUAAUAUAUAUACUGUUCAUGUACAUCCACAAAUACACCUUGUACCAAAUAAUGCUUUCUUGUAGUAGAAUAAGAAUCGUGUAAAUUCUAAAAAAUUUUAGCAGGUUUUCUUUCCCUAUUCAUUGUUUCUUAUCAGUUUUAAAAGACUCCUUAAAGCAUGUCAGAUGAAAAGCAAUUAGGAUUAAAAGUUUCCAUUUAAUUUCCUUUAAACCAUUGAGGCUUCAUUAAACUCUUUCCACUUACUAAACUUUGUAUCUUCUUUGUUUUGACACACUCCCCUUUACUUUUAUCUCUUCUGUCUGCCAGGAAGUUUUCAAAUCAUUUAGUUCAAAUACUCAAGUACUCAAUAGGCAACUACUUGAUUUUUAAUGAUGACUUCAGAGGAGCGGUCAUCACUAGGUGCUUUGUCCCUUUUGUAUUGUACCUGCACCCAUCUCUCAGAUUGGAUACAGCAAUAACAUUUUCUUGUCGUUGAGAGCUCUUGAAUUCAGUCAUUAUCCCUAGGAACUAAAAAGAGUUAGUCUGGAUUCAAUUCAGAUUUAAAAUGAUUGAAAUUUACUCCCAACAACACAAAACUCUGAUUUGGUUUUAUUUUUGCCCUCAGUUACCUAAUGUGAAGGUUGGAUGAAUAAAGCAUGCACAGCUACAGGCUUUCUACUUAACUUCUGGGUUUGCUAUUAAAAAUGCUGUUUACCCUCGUACCCUUCCCCUUAGCCCUUCAUAUUUCUUUGCCUCUAUUCUAAUACUGCAGAAUUUUCUCACCUAUUGUACAAAGAAAUUGCGAUGUAUAUUUUCAUGUAAUUUGAUUUUGGAAUUCUGUCACCUUAUGUAGUGAGUUCUUCCAAAAUAUAAUUUUUUUCCAAUAA
Bubalus bubalis (water buffalo) is the source of this 2017-nucleotide messenger RNA. RefSeq names its product ubiquitin conjugating enzyme E2 G1 (gene UBE2G1). Gene Ontology annotation, biological process: protein polyubiquitination; proteasome-mediated ubiquitin-dependent protein catabolic process. The coding region runs from base 360 to 872 and encodes 170 amino acids. The record is from RefSeq and is a predicted model, not a curated record. The transcript is spliced from 6 exons. Gene Ontology annotation, molecular function: ubiquitin conjugating enzyme activity. Lineage: Eukaryota; Metazoa; Chordata; Mammalia; Artiodactyla; Bovidae.